Rhineura floridana is the source of this 3889-nucleotide messenger RNA. RefSeq names its product FANCD2 and FANCI associated nuclease 1 (gene FAN1). Lineage: Eukaryota; Metazoa; Chordata; Lepidosauria; Squamata; Rhineuridae. Gene Ontology annotation, biological process: interstrand cross-link repair. Gene Ontology annotation, cellular component: nucleus. The record is from RefSeq and is a predicted model, not a curated record. The transcript has 14 exons. Gene Ontology annotation, molecular function: flap-structured DNA binding; 5'-flap endonuclease activity; 5'-3' exonuclease activity. Bases 682 to 3822 code for a protein of 1046 amino acids.
GGGCCAGGUGUGAGAAAGCGCGCGCGAGCGCUUCCUGGGCUUCGCUGGGGUUUUCUGCGCUUGCGCGUCUCUUGCUCAGACUCAUUUUUGAAUGCAUUUUGGGAGAGCGGGUGCAGGGGAGGGGGGAAGAAAUCUUUAAGCCUCUCAGCCUUUUCCUUUUCACUUUAUUUAGAUUAUUGCAUUGCACUAAUUGCAUUAUUGCACCGCCCCGGAGGCUCCUAUCUGCUGCUAUCACUUUCUCCUUUAUUUAUUGAUUAAUUUUUGCGCAAUGCAGUCAGGAUGCUCUCAUUGGGGUGUUGCUGCUCUGGGGCCCUUGAUGCUCCCUUUUUAAGAAAGUGGGGACGACAAGUGCCCAGGUCCCUUCUCUUACCUGCCCAGGCGUCUUAGGCAAGCUUCUUCUUGCAAACUGCCCUUGCCACGUCUCUGGCUUCGCGGAUUGCUUUCCUUUCUUGUUCAGCCUGCGGUUAUGCUUUUCAUAAUCCACCGUGAGGCUCAGGUCUGGGUAGCAGCCAUUUCCAGAUUUUACAAGUAAAAAAAAAAAAAGGUAUGCUAAUAGAGUUGGGAAAACGUCAUGCGUGCCAAAGGCAAGGGAGAGGAAAAUGAUUGACAAGCUGAAACAAAGAGGUUUUUUGUUUGCAUAAAUGAGUGACUCUUCUGUUCACCGUGCCUUGGGUUCCUGCAAUGGCAGAAGAUGAGUUCCCAGGACAUAAAAGGCCUCGGAAAAGCUCAGCCCUCAAUAAGAGCAAGAGAAAAUCUGCAAGUAGGAAGCCUGGAAUAGCUGCAGUAAAGGCAUUGCCUUUGCCUCCCACCCGUUCCUCAAUUGUUUCAUUUUUUAAUAAUGCUCCCCCUGCCAGAAUUGCCUGCCCUUUGUGUGGGCAGAUGGUACCAAGGUAUGGCAUCAAUCAGCAUAUUGAUGAAGUGUGUCAAAAGAGCCGCGAUGAUGAUGUGAUUCUGGAUGAUUCGGCAGCUGAUGUGGAUGCAGGCCCAUCAGUUGAAAACAUUCCCGGUAGUUCCAGUCUGUACUUUGCAAAGAAUGCUUCCACUCCAGAGAAGAAGCCAGGAGGUGGCAACUUUGCAACAAAACUGGAAGUAGGGGGAGAGGCAAGCCCUUAUUUUAAGAAGGGCAGUGGUCCAGCGCUGGCUGAUGGCAAGCUGAGGCUUCAUGUAGUUAGGAAUAUCUCCCUGGGAAGUCUGUCAACCAAAUUGUCCAGGAGACGCCGUGCUGAGGGUGACAACUUACUGUCUCAGGAUGCUGUGACCAGCCCAACUCAAGAUGUGCCUGUGAGCUCCAUAGAGAAGCACCCAGAAGGCCCCACUUCUGAGGAUGGCUCCCAGAAAGAGAACUGCUUGCCUUUUUCAAGGUUUCAGGAGCAACAGAGUUCAAAAGAAGGUGUAACAAGCAAACAAGAAACUCUGAGCCUCAUGCGGGGAUGUGACACAGGAACACUCUCUGUUGGAAUUGAUGGUUCUACUCCAGGGUCAUUUCCAUUCAGUCAUUGUGCUUGGAGUGAACUUGAGCCGCUAACAGCAGGCAGCAAAGAGCAAAAUACUCCUAAGGAGGACCCAGUUUCCGACCUCUGCAAGCUUGUAGUAUGUUCAGCCGCUGAUUUGAAAACCAGAGAUCUGUUCUGUGGUGAGCAGGUUCCAUUGUCUAAUGCAGAAGAGACGUCCUGCAAUCAAAUGCAAAAUGUCUCUUCUGUGGGAGGUGACAAGGACGUACUUCCCAUGGAAGUUCAUAGACAGUUAAAAAAUGAAGUGAUUGGUAUUUGUUUGGGACCUUUAGAAGACGUAAGUUUUCAGAGUCCAAGCAGCAGCAGCAAUUUAGAAACGGUCCUCAAUGGACCCAGCCCUGAGAUGGACUCGGAAGGGCAACCAUAUUAUCUCCGGAAUUUUCUGAUGGUCCUGCAGGCUGUGCUGGAGAAUGAGGAUGAUCGGAGGCUGUUUGAUGAGCACGAUUUGGAAGCCAUUGCUAAGUUCUACCAGCUCUCAGCCAGCGGUCAGAAGUUAUAUGUCAGGCUUUUCCAACGCAAACUGAACUGGAUAAAAAUGAGCAAAAUAGAAUAUGUGGAGAUCGCCGGGGAUCUCUCGCCAGUCAUCAAAGAGCUUGUUGGAGUAGGAUUCCUGCAUUCAGAGGCAGAAUUAAAAGACCUGUCCGAGGUGCUUGACUUACUUUCUGCCCCCGAGCUGAAAACCUUAGGAAAAGCCUUCCACCUCCCAAACCCAAAUGCUCAGAAACAGCAACUCCUGCAAGAUUUCCUCCAGCUGGCAAAGCAGCGCUCAGUCUUCAGCAGGAACCCAGCUAGCAUUGGAAGUGUGAUUCUGAAAAGAGCGAAAGAUCUGGCUGGCAAAUCCAUCCGGGUUUGUAGAGGUCCCCGGGCUGUCUUCUCUCGCGUGCUGCUGCUCUUUUCUCUGACUGACCCAGUGGAGGAUGAAGACGCAGGAAGUGGCGGCCAAGGACAGCUUUCCACAGUCCUCAUGGUGAACAUGGGGCGCUUGGCCUUCCCCACUUACACAGUCAACAGGAAAACCCCGAUAUUUCAGGAUCGAGAUGAUUUCAUUAGAUAUGCCAGUGUUGCCCACUUGUCAAAUGACAUAUCUGUGGCUAUGGCUAAUGGAAACUGGAAGGAGGCGCACAGACUCUACGAGAUGGCCAAAGAGAGCUGGCAGGACUUCAAAAACCACUUUUCUCUGAGGCACCACGCGGCCCUCCCAGAGUACCUGAGGCGUUUCACAGUCGGGUGGGUGUACACACGAAUCCUCUCGUGGGGCGUUGAGAUAUUGCAGAGGCUUCACAUGUACAAGGAGGCUGUAGAGCAGCUGCAGGACCUUUUGGCCCAGGAGGGUUAUUGCGCUGACAGGCGAGGACGGUGGUGGGACCGCCUGGCGCUUAACUUGCACCAGCACUUGAAAGACACGGAGAUGGCCGUCGGAUGCAUCAGGAAAGGUCUCCUGGAUCCAUUGGUUCGCACAGGCCAUCGGCUCUCCCUGUCCCAGCGAGCCCAGAGGAUGAAAGAGUCCUCAGCCUGCAAGAAGCUGAGGCAUCUCCUUCAAGAUCUGCCUCUCCUUCCUGUGGAGGAUGUUCCCCAUGUUGUCAUCAAAGGAAAGCUGUGCCCGCAAGCUGGCAUGGGGAAGUCUGUGUUUAUCGUGGAAGACCUCAGUGUGGAAGACACAGGAGAGGACCUUGAGCCAGCAACUGUCAUGUGUUCUGUUGAGGAGCUGGCAUUAGCCUACUACAAGCAGCAUGGCUUCGACCAAGGGAUUCAUGGCGAAGGAUCUACAUUCAGCACUCUCCACGGCCUCCUGAUGUGGGAUAUUAUUUUCAUGGAUGGCAUUGCUGAUGUCUUCAGGAGUCCUUACCAGGCUGGCCCCCUGGAUUUGUACACUGACAGCUUCUAUGAGAACCGAAGGGAGGCCAUUGAAUCCAGGCUUCAGUGGCUUCACGAAGCUUCCCCUGAAACCCUGAGGGAACGGCUUGGGGAUGUGUGGAAGGCCCAGGAGGGCAAAGCGGCGGCACUGGUCAACUGGGACCGGUUCUCUUCUCUCCAGCAGGCCCAGAGCCUGGUGUGUUGCUUUGGGGGUCCUUUCCUGAGUGGAGUUUGUCAGCGGCUAUGCAGAGACCUGCGCCACUGCAGGGGCGGCUUCCCCGAUCUCGUUGUAUGGAGAGCCAAAGAUUGCCAGUUUAAGCUGGUGGAAGUCAAAGGCCCCAAUGAUCGCCUUUCUCACAAGCAGAUGCUAUGGCUCGCUGAGUUGCAGAAGCUGGGUGCAGCAGUUGAAGUUUGCCAUGUGACUGCAAUUGGAUCUAAAAGUCAACGCCUGAGCUAAGCGAGUCUAUUGUGGUGGCUGGGCUCAUGGCGGGGGGGGGUGCAAAAUAAAAUUUUGACACAUUUAA